Molecule: messenger RNA, 909 nt
Organism: Peniophora sp. CBMAI 1063
Lineage: Eukaryota; Fungi; Basidiomycota; Agaricomycetes; Russulales; Peniophoraceae
Source: the annotation of a GenBank genome assembly
AUGCACUCCAAGUCGAACUCCUCGGCGAUGACGAAGGAGCAGUUAGGGAAAGGUGCACUAGCCGCCGGCGAGCUCAUCACCCUCGCCAUCGCGGAUAGGAAGUUGGAUCUCAUCGCGUACACGGACAAGAUCAGCCAGAAGAUCGACGACAAGCUAGAAGAAAGCACGCUCCGACUGGAGAACCACUUGAACGAACUCCACGCUCAGUCUGCGAGCAUGCCCGUUGCAUCCGAGAGUCAGGUUCGGGCUUCCGAUGCACAGGCGUUCUUCGACGCAGUCAUUUCCGGCGUCCCCGCACCGCCGGAGACAGACCGCGAACUCCGCGCGAGAGGGGCGGAGGGCAUCCUUGCUCGCCAGGUCUUGUACGCACGCUGCGCGGGCGAGCUGCCUGAGCACGCCAGUUAUCCGCCGAUCGACGCGUCGAACGCAUUCCUAGCAGACAAGUUCCGUGCUGCUAUCAAGGAGGGGAAGCUGGAGGAGAAGGCAGGGUUCAAGAUCGGCAUCCACUCGGUGCGCCUCUCGGGACUGAACAUCCUGGUCGAAUACGAAUCCACCGAGACGGUCAAGUUCAUGCUCUCUGCAGAGGGCAGCGACGGAUUGGAGCAACACCUCGGGUACUUUGUCAGCUCAGUCGGUCGAGAGGACAAGAUCGUCAUACGAAUGGUCCCCAUCACUUUCGAACCGAAAAACCCAUCCGCGCUACGGGAGGUGGAAGCAUCCAACGACUUGCCAGAGGACAGUAUCCAACGUGCAUCGUACAUCAAACCAGAAGAGCUUCGAAGUAUUGGCCAGCGCUACGCGAAUGUCAUGGUCUCGAUGAAAAGCCCGGGGACGGCGAACAAGAUCAUCCUCGACGGCACAGUGCCAAAACCGCUGCCUCAGAAGGGAAGCUGGGCUUUCGGUUGUUGA